AUGGAUUUGGACGUCAGAAGAGAACAACACUUACCGAGGAAAAAAGGCAAACCGAGAAGAGCUCGCAAGCAGUCGACAACCAGCAAAGAACACGAGGCGGGUGACACCAAGGACGCCGAUCGCAGCGAGCAGAGGACCGGGUCGGUUUCCGACGAGCAGACUUCGACGCCGACCGACAAGAAUCAGGGUCCACCGAAAAACAAGGCGGCGUCUUUGAUGCAGCAGCACCGCACUGCCUGGCAGAACGAAUUCCAGAAACUGCGGGACGCCGAAGAAAAGCUCAAGAACGACAUCGUCGACAAGCUUAGGUAUAUAUCUUCAAGAGGAACUUCUUCCGAUGACGAAGCAGGCCAGUGUCUCGAAGAUUGGAUUGAUUUCGAGCUUGAAAGAACGAAAUUUGAAGACAAUUCAUCUUCAAGAAUAGGACUAUUCAGGCGCAUCCUGUCCCAGCGGCUAGGGGACGACGAAGAGAGCCCCAGCGAAGAGGAACUCAUCAGAGACCUUAUCACCGUGCAGCAGGAAUGCCGGCAGUUGACCGCUAACCUGAAGGCCGAGUACCUGGAAGCGGAUGCCGCCGUAAACACGGCCUUCGGUGAAUCCGCCCUGGUCAACGUCAAGUUCAGCUUCUCGCACAACGUGGACUCGGACUUUCAGAGCAGCUUUCGCGGCGAAGACCGUCUGCGGAGGAGCCUCUUGGCCGAACUCAAGCAGAUCGACCACAAGUUUGAGACUAAGAUCAAGGACAUUGACAAGGCCCACAAACUCGAGGAGGAGCCGGCCGACUGGACCGAGGAAGACUACGCCGUGGUGCAGCACGUCCUGGAACAGUACCCGAGCCAGCUGGCAAACCGAAGGGCUCUCAUCAUGGACUGGCUGCGAAGGCACUACAAGAAGCGCUCCAUACUCGACAUCUCGGCCUACAUGACGUGGUGCCAGAACCAGCGCUUCCACCGGGAAAAGGUGCAGUCCUGCCUCCAGGAGUGGGAGCGGGCGCGUGUCCAGUGGCUGGCGCGGGCCAAGCAGGCCUCCAAGGGGACCUCGCCGCUCCAGAGGAAUCCGGCCAAGCUGAGGGUCCCGCCGCCCAUCAGGUUAAAACCCAAAAAGGUGCAUCCCAGUCGAAUCGAGCCUGAGCCGCCGGAUGAAGCGACGCCGCGACGGGAACCAGAAUCAAGCGGCCGCGGGCCCCAACACACCGAGAUCCCCAAGAAGACGCGGAUCGUGCUGCCGGCCAUCGUCCGCGCGCGCAAGGACGUCGGCCGGCCGCCCAAGAGCCAGCACAUCGAGCAGGCGGAGAGGAAGAUCCGCGAGCAGAACCACGAAUGGCGCAUGCGGUCCCUCUCCACCGUCUGCGAGCUCGAAGGCCUGCGGAUGCAGGCCAACGAGCCUCAGCGCCACGACGACCCCGAGGAACAGGCGGAACAGGUGGCCAAACUGCGCCGAAGACUCGACAUGGAAAGGGUAAAAUUCCGACAGGAGCUAGCCAUCAAGAAGCAGUGGGACCGAAUGAGGGCAGAGCAGAAGAAACAAGAGGAGUCCAAAAACCAGAGGCUAAAAUUGCAGGCAAGUUGCAGUUGCAUAGCAAAAGUUGACAUUUCCCUUAUCUUCAAUGUCAGUCCUUGUAGUUACAACCCAUGGAAACAAUGA
This is a messenger RNA of Ixodes scapularis (black-legged tick), 1644 nucleotides long. RefSeq names its product coiled-coil domain-containing protein 148. The transcript has 8 exons. NCBI's taxonomy places the organism in Eukaryota, Metazoa, Arthropoda, Arachnida, Ixodida, Ixodidae. The record is from RefSeq and is a predicted model, not a curated record. The coding region runs from base 1 to 1644 and encodes 547 amino acids.